Molecule: messenger RNA, 1464 nt
Organism: Saccharomyces cerevisiae S288C
Lineage: Eukaryota; Fungi; Ascomycota; Saccharomycetes; Saccharomycetales; Saccharomycetaceae
Gene: POL31
Product: DNA-directed DNA polymerase delta subunit POL31
Exons: 1
Coding region: 1-1464 (487 amino acids)
Biological process (GO): DNA biosynthetic process; lagging strand elongation; DNA repair
Cellular component (GO): delta DNA polymerase complex; nucleus
Molecular function (GO): DNA binding; DNA-directed DNA polymerase activity; DNA polymerase activity
Source: RefSeq, marked reviewed
AUGGACGCAUUGUUAACAAAGUUCAACGAGGAUAGAAGUCUCCAAGAUGAAAACUUGUCCCAACCACGAACGAGAGUAAGAAUUGUUGACGACAAUCUUUACAACAAAUCGAAUCCAUUCCAACUAUGCUAUAAAAAACGUGACUACGGUUCUCAGUACUACCACAUUUAUCAAUACCGUCUAAAGACUUUCAGAGAACGCGUCUUAAAAGAAUGUGACAAGAGAUGGGAUGCGGGCUUUACCUUGAAUGGCCAAUUAGUUCUAAAAAAGGACAAAGUGUUAGAUAUUCAGGGAAACCAACCAUGUUGGUGCGUAGGAUCCAUAUAUUGCGAGAUGAAAUAUAAACCAAACGUACUGGACGAAGUGAUCAAUGAUACAUAUGGUGCACCAGAUUUAACUAAAAGUUAUACUGAUAAAGAGGGUGGUUCUGAUGAAAUUAUGCUCGAAGAUGAAAGUGGGAGAGUGCUUCUAGUGGGAGAUUUUAUUCGGUCUACACCCUUCAUCACGGGUGUUGUUGUAGGUAUACUGGGUAUGGAAGCUGAAGCCGGGACAUUUCAAGUUUUAGACAUAUGCUACCCCACUCCUUUACCACAAAAUCCUUUCCCUGCACCAAUUGCUACCUGCCCCACCAGGGGAAAAAUUGCUCUUGUUUCUGGGUUAAACCUCAAUAAUACAUCACCUGAUAGGCUAUUGAGAUUGGAGAUUUUGAGAGAAUUUUUGAUGGGGAGAAUCAAUAACAAAAUUGACGACAUUUCUCUAAUUGGUAGAUUACUGAUAUGCGGCAACUCUGUUGACUUCGACAUUAAAAGCGUGAACAAAGACGAAUUGAUGAUUUCUCUAACUGAGUUCAGUAAAUUUCUACACAACAUUUUGCCAUCUAUAUCUGUUGAUAUUAUGCCCGGAACCAAUGAUCCAAGUGACAAAUCUCUACCGCAACAGCCUUUCCACAAAUCAUUGUUUGAUAAGUCCCUAGAAUCAUACUUCAACGGUUCUAACAAAGAAAUUUUGAAUUUAGUGACCAACCCAUAUGAGUUUAGCUAUAAUGGCGUAGACGUUCUAGCCGUUUCAGGCAAAAAUAUCAAUGAUAUUUGUAAAUACGUAAUACCAUCAAAUGAUAACGGAGAAAGUGAAAACAAGGUCGAGGAGGGCGAGAGUAAUGAUUUCAAAGACGAUAUAGAGCAUCGCCUGGACCUUAUGGAAUGUACAAUGAAAUGGCAAAACAUCGCGCCCACCGCACCUGAUACCUUAUGGUGUUAUCCGUACACUGAUAAGGAUCCAUUUGUAUUGGAUAAGUGGCCCCACGUUUACAUUGUGGCAAACCAGCCAUAUUUUGGAACAAGAGUAGUGGAAAUAGGUGGUAAGAACAUAAAGAUAAUAUCUGUCCCUGAAUUCAGUUCUACUGGGAUGAUAAUAUUACUGGAUUUGGAAACGUUAGAAGCAGAGACGGUCAAGAUUGACAUUUAA